AUGAAAUCAAGCUGUAUUGAAUGGAAUUGUGAUGGUGGUCCACAUAUUAUUUAUUUAAUUCGUACAUCAUAUCGUGGUGCAAAUUCUUAUCAUAAUUCAAAUCGUAUUACUUAUAAAAAAUUAUUAAAUUAUCAACAAUUACUUCCUCCUGUUAUCAUUGAUAAAAAUACAAAAUGGAAACAGAGUGCAACUACUGUUGCUGGAGGACACGGGGCCGGAAGUGAAUUAAAUCAAUUAAAUCGACCUCAAGGUUUUUAUGUUGAUGAUAAUGAUGAUAGUAUUUAUAUUGCUGACACUGAUAACCAUCGUAUUGUUAGAUGGAAAUUUGGUGCAAACAAUGGUGAAAUUGUUGCAGGUGGAAACGUAUCUGGAAAUGAAUUAUAUCGAUUGAAAACUCCAGAAGAUGUUAUUCUUGAUAAAGAGAAGACAUAUCUCAUCAUUUGUGAUAUGGGCAAUUCCUGA
Molecule: messenger RNA, 462 nt
Organism: Adineta steineri
Lineage: Eukaryota; Metazoa; Rotifera; Eurotatoria; Adinetida; Adinetidae
Source: the annotation of a GenBank genome assembly